CCGGCCCCGCCCCGCGCAGGAAGCUGGUCCAGUUCGAGGUGCGCACUCGGCCGGCCGUCGCGGGAGGGCGUGUGGCUCGGCAGCACGUGGGUUCUGCGGCCGGCCCUCCCACGCCUCGCCGCCGCCCUAUAUGUGCGCUGCCCGCCCCGGCAUGGAGCGCGCCGCCCUGCCGCGACGAUGGAGGCCGUGGAGCUGCGCUUGCUGGACACGCUCGCCUACCUGAUGGGCCUUGCGGGCGCCCUUUGCUUCCUGCUGCUCCAGCGCCUCUCGUCGCCCUACGGCCGCUACGCGUCGCAGUGGCCCGGCCCGCGGGUGCCGGCGCGCCUCGCCUGGGCCCUGCAGGAGCUGCCCUCGCUGGCCUGGCCGCUGCUCGAGUGCGCCUGCGCGUCCGCCCGGGGCCUGGACCACCUGCCCAACCGCGUGCUGCUGGCCAUGUUCCUCGUCCACUACAUGCACAGGACCCUGAUUUUCCCCUUCCUGAUCCGAGGAGGAAAGCCAACACCGCUGUUCACCUGUGUAUUAGCCUUCCUGUUCUGUGUCUAUAACGGCUACUUGCAGAGCAGGUACCUGAGCCGGUAUGCCGUGUACGCUGAGGACUGGGUGACCCAACCCCACUUUUUAGCUGGGUUUGCCUUGUGGCUCACAGGCAUGCUGAUAAACAUCCACUCAGAUCACAUACUGAGGAAUCUCCGAAAACCAGAGGAGACAGGUUACAAAAUUCCACGGGGAGGCUUGUUUGAAUAUGUAACCGCCGCCAACUAUCUGGGGGAAAUCGUGGAGUGGUGUGGCUUUGCGUUGGCCAGCUGGUCUCUCCAAGGCGCGGCUUUUGCUCUGUCCACAUUUACCAUUUUAUUCCCCAGAGCAAAACAACAUCACCGGUGGUACCUUGAGAAGUUUGAAGAUUAUCCAAAGUCUCGGAAAGUUAUAAUUCCAUUUUUGUAUUAAGUGUGUCAUCAAGGAGACGGUCUUCAUCUGGAAGUCUUGCUGCUCCUUCUGUGGGAGACCAUAUAAAUGAGCCAGAUCGCUAUAAUUUUCCUGCUUCUUGAUUGUUUUCCAGAUAGGCUCAAUGGAGUUUUUUUACAUAGUAAAAUUUGUACACUACCUAAUUAUACAUUAAUCAAAGUGAAAAGCAGGCUGAAGGGUUAUGCCACAUCAGUGGUCCGGAAUUUUGAACCAUCAGAACUUAGUACUGUUGAUGUCUUUCAUUUCUAGUUUACCUUUUUUGACUAUGGAUAGCAAAGUGCGUACAGGAACAAUUUACAGGCCUUUUUUUUCUGUGUGUGUGUGUGGUACCAGGGAUUAAAUCCAGGCCCUUUGCACUGAGCCACACCCAGCCCUUUUCAUGCCUUAUUCUGAGACAGGGUUUUGCUAAGUUGCCAGAGACAUCGGGCACUGGUCCCAGCCAGGUCUCAGAAGAGGUGACCAGGGUAGGGUGGGUGCCAGUGGCUGCCCCUGAACAGCAAGCUGCCCAGUCUCCUGUGAGGGACCCUCAGGUGGCCCCAAGGUGCAGCUGCUCUGCCUUCCUAGCCUGGUGCCUGGCUCGCUUCCCAUGAGCAUGAGCCUUAAAUACGCUCUGUGGUGGUACUUUUUUUUUCUUCCUUUGGAUGAAACUAGAAUUUUUUAAACUCGAGUAUCUCACAAUUUUACAAAGCAAACUCAUGAAACUGUAUUGCAGGAAACCAGCCUUUGAGUUUUUCCUGAUAGGGGUGAACAAGGAUGAAAGACAAAAAGACACAGUCAGUUUAGAGUGCAGGUGCUCUGACCUCUAGUGGACGGAGAGCCCUGAGCAUUGGGCUCGCCUUGCUUAUUCACUUAGACACCGGAGAAGCAAUUAGAGUAGCCCAAGAUUCAUCUGCCUGCCGUUAUCUAUAUAGUACGUGCCCAGGGAAACAACCGGCUCUCAGCUGCGUUGACGCUUGCCUGGAACCUGCAACGGGCCAGCAUGCCUGCGUGUGGUCAGAGGAGCACAGCUUGCUGUUUCCCCCUUAGUGUCCACUGGGAAGGUCAGUUAGGCCUCGAUUCUUAUUUUCUAGUCUUCCACACACUGUGUUUCCGCUGAUGUAUUCCAGGGCCCACGGAGGUAAUUGGCUGUCAUAAAAUGCACUGCUUAACCUAAGGAGGGGAGGCCUCCAAUAGCGCAACGCUGAGUCCGGGGUCCUGAGGUCUCCUGGGCCAUGCUCUGGCUUCUGAAGUCUUCCAGGAGGUGGGAGAAAUGGCAGUGACCAUUUCGGUAAUUUCGUCUGUAUUAAUUUCUAAAUUUCUGCUUUAUCUUUCUUAUUACCAGUGUUCUAAGUCAAGGUGGAUUUUUUUAUUAGGACAUGUUUGUCAGACAUAAUGAUCACAUUCAUGAUUUGUUCCUGUACAUAGUGUGUGUUAUUUCUUCUUUUUUUCCCGUUCCCCUGCUGUUACGGUUUGUGCCUAAAUGUCCCCUCAAAGCCUCAUGUCAUAGGUGGGGCUUUUUCAGAGGGGGCUGGAUCGAGAGUGUGCGACCGAGUCUUGGUGCAAUACUGGGAAUAAAGGUGUCUGAUUACUAAGUUGUUGCACUGAUUGGUUUAGCACCACCCUAACCCCGGUAGUCUGGAUAAAAUAAAGGGGACAGAAAGAUGCUGUUCAGGCCCCUUCCUGCUUUGCUAACUUCUGUCCGCUGUGAAGUGUUCCUCCGUGAAGCCGCCCUGCUUGAAGCCAGCUGGUGAUGGACUGAAACUUCUACAAGCUAUGAGCUAAAUAUACCUUUCCGCCUUUAA
This is a messenger RNA of Chinchilla lanigera (long-tailed chinchilla), 2744 nucleotides long. It is a transcript of the gene Srd5a1, whose product is annotated as steroid-5-alpha-reductase, alpha polypeptide 1 (3-oxo-5 alpha-steroid delta 4-dehydrogenase alpha 1). NCBI's taxonomy places the organism in Eukaryota, Metazoa, Chordata, Mammalia, Rodentia, Chinchillidae. The record is from RefSeq and is a predicted model, not a curated record. Gene Ontology annotation, cellular component: membrane. The transcript has 5 exons. The coding region runs from base 178 to 945 and encodes 255 amino acids. Gene Ontology annotation, biological process: steroid biosynthetic process. Gene Ontology annotation, molecular function: 3-oxo-5-alpha-steroid 4-dehydrogenase activity.